AUGUUCACUGCUGUCCUCUGUUUCUUACUGUUAAGCUCGUCAUGGGCUCAGCAGCUUAACGGCACUUACAUGAACAUCGACUAUCCCGGUCUCAGCGAUGCAUGCAAAGAAGCCUUAAACACGAGCGUUUCGUGCCCGUUGUUUCUAAGCCAGAGAUCGUCCAACGGCGGCAUUCUAGACGCGGAUAGUGUCAAUGCUCUCUGCACGGACAGCUGCUCUACCUCGCUGAAGAAUGCUAGGGAUGUCAUCUCGGCGGCCUGCAAUUCUGAUACGGACACGAUUGCUUUCAGUACAGGCAGACAGCCAGGUUGGCAGUCGGAUUACGACUGCAACGCCGUUGCUAGAAGUCUGAGCGUGUCAACGUACAACCUGCUUGUAGCGAGCAACAUAGACUUAUAUUGCCAGAACUUCCCUGCAGCGGCGGAGGCGGGGAAGACGUUAUGUGUACCCGAGAAGUGCACGACGUAUACGUGGCAACCUGAAGACUCGUGUGCGAGUGUGCUUCUGAGCCAUCCCGACGUCAACAUGGCUCAAUUUCUCGGCUGGAACCCGAAUUUCAACGCCCUCUGCGGAAACGCGUUGAAGUUCGUCGGGUAUGAAGUGUGUGUUACCCCUCCGGGUGGUUACUUGGACUCCAACAACACCGGGGACCCGCUUCCGGGCACAUCCAUCACGUCGCCAGUUCCGGCGCCGACCAACGCCGACCCGGGGACGAACCGGCCGUGCGGCAGAUGGUACACCGUCGUGUCCGGCGACGAGUGCGGGGUGAUAUCGGUCGCGAACGGCCUGGCCCUCGCCGACUUCUACUUCCUCAACCCGUCGGUCGACGCGAACUGCACGAACCUGCUCCUGGGCGUGGCCUACUGCGUCGCGCCCGUCGGAGACAUCACCACCUACCCGGGCUACCCCACGACGACGCGCACCGGGCCCUGGGCGACCAUCACCGUGCCGCCCGUCACGUUCGACCCCGUGAACACGGCCAUCACGACGCCGACGGGAGACCCCGGCUACCAGGCGACGCGGUCGUUGCUGCCCACCGCCUCGGGGACCGUGCCGGACUGCGCCGAGUACAGGAACUUCGACGCCGAGAACCCGGAACUCAACACGUGCGGGUACGUGGCGUACGCGUCCGACGCAACCGUCGAGCAGCUGCGCGAAUGGAACCCGAGCCUGGCGGGCGGCGCGGGCGAGUGCGCCUUGCAGGCCGGCUUUAGUUACUGCGUCGAGCCUCCCGACUCCGGCUCCCCUAGCCCGCCGGUGCCCGACCAUUGCCUCGAUAUCAACGCUACCGAGACGGGGACGACGGAGAGCUGCACCUGCUUCACCCAAGUCCGAGGCUAUCAGAGUCGGAGCGGCUACUCGUGCAGCUCCAUCAUCGCCUCCCUCGACGUCACGCUGUCGCAGCUUCUCGAGUGGAACAGCUGGCUCGGCGCGCCGGCGACGGCGGAGGACUGCCGACAGGCGCUGUUCGCCGACCUGGGGUACUACGACACGCGCGCCGUGUGCAUCGGCGUGGACGGGGCGGCGCCCCCGCCCCCUUCGUCGACGAGCAGCGCCGGGACGUCCACGUCGUCAUCCCCGACGAGCUCGGCGCCCCCGGCGCCGACGCAGACCGGCGUUAUCCCCGGGUGCCGGGAGUUCUACGUGGUGCAGGAGGGCGACUACUGCUAUCUCGUCACGGAGAAGUUUGGCAUCAGCCUGGACGACUUCGUGAGCUGGAAUCCGUCAGUGGGGGAGAACUGCGAGAACUUGUGGUUGGGCUACGCGUACUGCGUGAAGGGACCCGAAUGAGACGUAGAUGUAGGUACCUUGAUGCUGCGGUUCAACUACCUACCUUAAGUAUGCAGAUAUCAGAAACGGG
Messenger RNA from Durotheca rogersii, 1861 nucleotides. RefSeq lists its product as uncharacterized. The transcript has 7 exons. Lineage: Eukaryota; Fungi; Ascomycota; Sordariomycetes; Xylariales; Xylariaceae. The record is from RefSeq and is a predicted model, not a curated record. The coding region runs from base 1 to 1791 and encodes 596 amino acids.